AUGUCAGGACGCGGUAAGCAAGGAGGAAAGGCCCGCGCUAAAGCUAAGUCCAGAUCCUCCCGAGCGGGCCUGCAGUUCCCAGUGGGUCGUGUUCACCGUUUGCUGCGUAAGGGUAAUUAUGCCGAAAGGGUCGGGGCCGGAGCGCCGGUGUACUUGGCUGCCGUUUUGGAAUAUCUGACUGCCGAAAUCCUAGAGCUGGCGGGAAAUGCAGCCCGGGACAACAAGAAGACCCGCAUUAUUCCCCGCCACCUCCAGCUGGCCAUCCGUAACGAUGAAGAGCUCAACAAGUUGUUGGGCAAAGUGACCAUCGCUCAGGGUGGGGUCUUGCCCAACAUUCAGGCUGUGCUUCUGCCAAAGAAGACGGAGAGUCAUCAUAAAACCAAGAGCAAGUAA
Molecule: messenger RNA, 393 nt
Organism: Trichosurus vulpecula (common brushtail)
Lineage: Eukaryota; Metazoa; Chordata; Mammalia; Diprotodontia; Phalangeridae
Product: histone H2A type 1-J
Exons: 1
Coding region: 1-393 (130 amino acids)
Cellular component (GO): nucleosome
Molecular function (GO): structural constituent of chromatin; protein heterodimerization activity; DNA binding
Source: RefSeq, a predicted model, not a curated record